Zasmidium cellare ATCC 36951 is the source of this 681-nucleotide messenger RNA. RefSeq lists its product as uncharacterized. The record is from RefSeq and is a predicted model, not a curated record. NCBI's taxonomy places the organism in Eukaryota, Fungi, Ascomycota, Dothideomycetes, Mycosphaerellales, Mycosphaerellaceae. Bases 1 to 681 code for a protein of 226 amino acids. The transcript is spliced from 4 exons.
AUGAAGACCUCCCCCGUCACAAUCUCCGCCUCGUUGCUUUUCGCCACGCUCGCAGCAGCAGACUACGGCUACCAGUUCUCCAACGCCCUCUCCACAGGCCCAACCGCGGACGACACCUGGAUCCGCGAAGCCAACACGACCCUCGUCCUGCCGGAGACGAACAGUCCCCAGACGGGGAAUUUGGCGCUUUGGCCGGGCAUGGGGACUGAUGGAGGGGAUUUGGUUCAGGGGUUGGCGAUUUCGGUGGCGGAUGGGAGUUCGGGAUGUCCUGAGGCGAGUGGGAAGUGGUGUAUUGUUGCGAGUACGUUGGAGGAUGUCCAGCAGAUGGGGGAGUAUGUCGCGGCCGAUCCGAGGCAGAGUGUGACGUUUCAUUAUAAGUACAACGACAGCACCUCCAAGUACGACCAGACCGUCUCCCUCGACGGGAAAGUCGUCUCGCGCAUCUCAACAGAAAGCGGCCACGCCCAAGGCUGGGGCACCGCCAUCGAAUGCCAACAAUCCGCCUGCGGUUUCGUCCCGGGCCACAAAUACCUCAACACCAAGAUCAUCAUGGACACAGCGGAUGCGGCGUACGACCAGACGCUCGGCACGACGAACGCGACCGGGGAGCUCGUGACGGCGGAUGGCGGCAAGACGUGGACGAUUGAGACGAUUGUUAUUGGGAGUUUUACGUAUACUUAG